AUGAGCAGGAAAGGGCACUUCAAACAGCUCUACCUGAAAUGCCUUUGUGCAGCCUCACCAAACAUAAAGCUUAUAGAAGAGAUUGCCAGAGUAGAUUGUAAGGAUGCAUUGGAAAUGAUCUGUAAUCUGGAGUCAGGGGGACGAGAAAACCUCACUUAUACUGUGUGCAGCAUUUCUGUCCCGUCAACUACAGUUUGGGGAAAUGUAUUGUGCAUGGGAAUUAACACUGUUCUGGAGCAAACUACAAAGAAGGGUUGAGCCAUCUAUCCAGGUGUAUCUGGAAAUAUGUCGCCAACUGUCUCAGCUGACAAAAACAGUGUAUCAUAUCUUCUUUCUAAUCAAGGUUAUUCAGUCAGAGACUGAAGCUGCAGGACUUCCAACCUGUAUUGAAUUGUGUGUCCGAGCCCUACGAUUGGAGUCAAGUGAAAAUGCCAAGGUUAAAAUCUCUAUUUGCAAGACAAUCUCCUGUUUAUUACCUGAUGAUCUGGAGGUUAAGAGAGCCUGUCAACUCACUGAGUUUCUUUUGGAGCCUACUGUGGAUGCAUAUUAUGCUGUUGAAAUGCUAUAUAAUCAGCCAGACCAAAAAUAUGAUGAGGAAAGUCUUCCUGUACCAAACUCACUGCGGUGUGAACUGUUGUUGGUCUUGAAAACUAGAUGGCCUUUUGAUCCAGAGUUUUGGGACUGGAAAACUUUAAAGCGUCAAUGCCUUGCUUUAAUGGGAGAACAGGCAUCUAUCGUGUCUUCUAUUGAUGAGUUGAACGAUAAUGAAGCAUAUGAUCAAAUGGAUAAUUACGAGGAAUUUUAAGGAUGAUACAGCAAAUGGACUUGAAAGCUUUGAUGCUGCCCCUAUUCAGGAGAUCAGGAAAGAAAAGCAAAAAAAAGAGACCAAUUAAGAAAAUGAGAGAACAUGGAUAUGUUUCGGCAAGAUUUAGAAACUGGCAGGCAAGCUUAUAUGCAGUACUGCGUGUUAUGUGACAAGGAGUUUCUUGGUCACCGGAUCAUUCGGCAUGCACAGAAACAUUGUAUAGAUGGCAUCUAUAGCUGCCCAAUAUGUGCAAAACAAUAUACCACUAAAGAAACCUUUAUUCCUCAUGUAACGUUGCAUGUUAAGCAAUCCUGCAAAGAGAGACUGGAAACCAUGAAACCUCUCAAGCGAUUGCCAAAGUUACCUAAAAAGGAGCCUGCAUGUAAGAAACCAGAAACCAUUACAAAACAAGAGAGGCAAGUGAAAAAGAACACUUUU
Molecule: messenger RNA, 1243 nt
Organism: Staurois parvus
Lineage: Eukaryota; Metazoa; Chordata; Amphibia; Anura; Ranidae
Source: the annotation of a GenBank genome assembly